This is a messenger RNA of Microsporum canis CBS 113480, 1257 nucleotides long. RefSeq lists its product as hypothetical. Lineage: Eukaryota; Fungi; Ascomycota; Eurotiomycetes; Onygenales; Arthrodermataceae. The transcript has a single exon. The record is from RefSeq and is a predicted model, not a curated record. Bases 1 to 1257 code for a protein of 418 amino acids.
AUGACAGACUCCACGGUGAAGGGUAAGCAGGAGAAAGAGGAAGAAAAAAUGGAAGAAGAGCGGAAGGAGGAGCAGGACGAUAUGCAAGAAGAAGAUGAAGGUUUUGAUCCCGUCGCCUGCGCGAAAUUAUACAAUCGCCUCAUCCGGAUUGGCUUUCACGGCAGCAAGGGAGAGAAGAAAGGGCAGUAUCUCCAGUCAGUACUUUCGCCAUCGGGUAUCGAUGACGACCUUGGUCCAGGAUAUAUGCAUGAUCAUGGUAUUGACUGCGUCGGUCUGUUUCCAACCAAUCAUGCCUCCAUCCCGCAUCGUUUAGGCCUGGUUAUAGAUCUCGAUGAUUUUAGUGUACGAUAUCUGCCUUCCUUCUUUGAUUAUCACGGCCCCGAGGAUACUGCAGGAUGGUAUUCAUUACGGGGCGUAUUGCUCUGCCUCAAUGCUAUGGUUGACACGGGAAAAUAUGUGCCUACUCCCGACGUGGUAGAGUAUGACCCAUGCUUUGAGCCAGGGUGGAAGGCUAUUCCGUGGACCGAUUCGGCUCUUGAUGAGACCCUCGCUGCAUGGGAGGACCUAGUUAAUACUAUUGCUAUACGUCUUCCCAACUAUGCCACUGAACAGGGUACCCAGCUUCAGCUAAGGCAAUUAGCUUCUGAGGACAAAAUACCAUCAUCUAUACGUGGAUUUACUCGUGGUUUCCUACUCCGUGCAUCAAAGCCUCCGUUCAAGUAUAUUGCUCCUGGGUUAAUGGUGUACGACUCGGACGCUCCACCACCUUCGAUUCCUACAAAAAGGGACUCAGAUGGGAACAUGGUGUAUGCCUCACCAUACAAGGAGAUAUGUUAUGACGUUUUCCACGAUCCUAUUAUUCUAUGUCCUUUCGAGGAAUCGACGAGAGAAGAUCCUGCUGGGCUCUGGAUCCUUCCCAAAAGGGAUUUGGCUGAUUCAUUCUGCCUAGUUCUUCCAUAUCAACUGGAAAAAUUCCAUACAACGGUUUACGGGAAAUAUCAGAAUGGGCCCACCCGCACUGCUCUAUUCCAGAGUCCUAUAUGCCCUUUCUACGGAGAUCAAUGUACGGGUCUAAAGACUCUGUUCAUAUUUUGGAAAUCGUUGGUGGAGAAAGGAGUCUGGACCGUGGGUGCCGACGGCAUCGAGGGCGGGAAAGAGUUCUAUCGACAAGCGGAGGAUGAAGAGAAGGGAGACUGGUUUGAUGUUGGAGAAUGCUUGGAUGUCCCACUAGAGGCGGAAAUUAAUAUAGACGAUUGA